CCAUCAGCAGUAGUCUAUAUAAAGGGAGAAAUUAUCUCAUAAUCUCUCAGAAAAGCGAGUAAUUAUAGUAAAUGGCGAGUCUCCCUGAAAGCUGGGACGGAACACAGAAAAUAGUGACUGUGGAAGUAAUGCGAUCAUUCUAUUGUGGGAGCUCUGCAGAUCCACGUUUUGAAGCACUCGAGGAAAACGAGCAGUUGUCAGUACCACAUUCUAGAAGGCGGCAGAUCUCAGAGACUCCUUCUCCUCCACUCUCUCCUGUUCCUCCGGAUGAUAUGGUCUUUUGCGAUUUUAAAGACCUGAUGAUAAAAAUGCUGAGUACACCAACAGAUCAGCUACCACCUGAGGAGCAAGAAAGGGCUAGAAUGGUUGGGGAUAGACUGAGGAGGCUUGGAGACACUAUGGAUGAUGCUUUGGCAGAAGAACACAGAGAUUUACUUAACGGUCUCUUGCAUCCCACUAAAGAAAUUCAAGAAACAAUAAGGGAAAGUUUAAGGAAAAUUAAGAAGAUAACGGCUAUGACUGUUGUAAAGGUCUUCAAACUUGGCCUGCUACUCCUCUCUGCCCCUCCCUCCUCUGAGUAUGAAUAUAGGUUGGAAGAGAGACAACUCAUUAAAAAUAUCUUUGACUCUGUCGUUGAAGAGAUAACAACCUGGGUAAUGGAGAAUGGUGGAUGGGAUCAAGUAUUAAAUUCAACUGAUGAGCCCAGCUCUCCUUUAAGGCCUCAUUCUUCCAGCACUCCUACAUUGCCUCAAGUGUCACCACCCACUGGGUCCAGUAGUGAUUUUGAAAGAAACUGGCGUAGUCACAGUUUCUCUGCCUCCCGCCCAGUCCCCAACAGAACAAGACAUCUGAGUGAACCCAACUCUGUGCCUUCUUCCCCAACUACCAGAGGUAGAUCAAUGAGCAGCAGUUUGAUGACUAUUGGCGCUGCCGCAUUUGGGCUUGCAUUGAUGCACUACCUUCAAUCAUAACACUCCUCUUAUACUUAUCACUUUAUAUAUUGCAUGUAUAAUCAUUCUCUCUCUCUCUCUCUUUUGUUUGCUCCAUAUAUCACUAACAUUAACUAAUCAUCCUUCACUCUCCCUCUCUCAUAUCUCUGACAAGUGAUCAUUGCAUUCUAUUUAAUCAGGACAAAUCAAAACUAUACACUCUUUCUUUCCUUCCCCCUCUCCCUCUCUCAGAGAUGAUUGUAUUAUACCAUCAGUUUCUCAGGUAACGCUUUCGUCCUUCGUCAUCGUUCAAGCAUACAACUCUCUCUCUUCAAACAAAACUAAACAACAAUUGACACAUGCAUCAUAUUAAAACUUUGUUGAUUGUAAUUAUUGUUCUUGUUCAAAGUUUACGGUUGGUUUGGAUUCGA
This is a messenger RNA of Amphimedon queenslandica, 1360 nucleotides long. RefSeq lists its product as uncharacterized. The coding region runs from base 72 to 971 and encodes 299 amino acids. Gene Ontology annotation, biological process: regulation of apoptotic process. The record is from RefSeq and is a predicted model, not a curated record. The transcript has 3 exons. Lineage: Eukaryota; Metazoa; Porifera; Demospongiae; Haplosclerida; Niphatidae.